Xenia sp. Carnegie-2017 is the source of this 663-nucleotide messenger RNA. RefSeq names its product retinol dehydrogenase 8-like. Gene Ontology annotation, biological process: phosphatidic acid biosynthetic process; triglyceride catabolic process. Gene Ontology annotation, molecular function: triacylglycerol lipase activity; acylglycerone-phosphate reductase (NADP+) activity. Gene Ontology annotation, cellular component: endoplasmic reticulum; lipid droplet. The transcript has 2 exons. The record is from RefSeq and is a predicted model, not a curated record. The coding region runs from base 1 to 585 and encodes 194 amino acids. NCBI's taxonomy places the organism in Eukaryota, Metazoa, Cnidaria, Anthozoa, Malacalcyonacea, Xeniidae.
AUGAACAAUGCUGGUGUUCAAUUGGCGAUUCCUAUUGAAUGUCUUUCUUUGGAAAGCAUUGAAAACAUGUAUAAUACAAACGUCUUUGGAGUACUGCGCAUGAUUCGAGGUGUUCUCCCGUCAAUGAAGAAACAUAGAAAAGGUCGAAUUGUCAACAUCAGCUCAAUUACUGGAUUAAGUGCUUUUCCUUUCAACACUGUGUAUUGUUCAACAAAGUAUGCUAUGGAAGGAAUAACGGAAUCUCUGGCGCCUGAGCUUGCAUCAUUCAAUAUUCAUGUGAUUGCUGUCGAACCUGGUCCCGUUCUCACGCCAUUAAUGAAAAAUCAUGGCAAGAAUAUUGAAAAUAUAUCAAUAGACGACGCAACAAAAAUACUUCUGAAUAAAUUUGACGUCAAUUUAAGUAAGAUUAAAAGUGCGUGCAUGAUGCCUGAUGAGUGUGCUGAGCAUAUCAAAAAAGCUAUUAUUGACGAAAACCCACAACCUCAUUACAUGAUUUGCAAAGAUUUCGAAGAAAUCCUUAAAGCAAAAUACUGUGAUCUUACUGGUAGAAUUUCAUUCGAAAAUAGCAAGAAGUUGUUAGAAUAGUUGACAUUUUUAUUUACAAUUUGCAUUGUGGUAUAUUGAUAGAUUUUCUUUUUAAUUUAAUAAAACAGAAACAAUUAA